GAAGCACAUUGUCCUGCUUAGUUCUUACCUGGCAAUGCAGGGUUACUGGCUGUGCACCUAGGAAGGGCCUCGGAGGGCACUGGCUCCGUCCAGGAAGGAAACAUUCUUCUGUUAGUGGAGCUAUUAGUCAGGGGGAAAGACGAGGUAGAGGGCCUAACCCUGUGGACACAGCUGUGGGGAUAUCCGCCGCAGUAACAUCGUCACCUGCGAGAACUGCCUCAGAUCCUGAGUGUAAAAGAUGCCGCGUAAGAAGCCGUUCAGCAGCAAGCAGAAGAAAAAGCAGCUGCAAGACAAGAGGGAGCGGAAGCGCGGGCCGCUGGAAGCCGGCAGGUCCGAGUCAAACAGCCGGAGCCAGAGCAGAGAACGUGGCGAGGAGAACACAGACACCUCAGACGGCGAGAACGUCCGCCCCCAAGUGAGGAAAAUCAAUCAGCAGCCGCAAGUCUUCAGGCCUGGAGAGAAAUGCUAUGACCCCAACAGGUUCAGACUGCAGUUUGAAAGAGAGAGCAAAGAAGAAAUUGAACACCGGAAGAAAGUCGCUCAAGAGAAGAUAUUGGAGCCAGUGGAGGAAGCAGAACUCGAGGUGGACAUAGAGAAGAUUUACAGGCCGGGCUCAGUGCUGGACUUCCCAAAAAGACCGGCCUGGAGCUACGAGAUGAGCAAGGAGGCCGUGCUGUCCCAGGAGGAACGGGCCUUUAAGGAGUAUCUGCAGAAGAUUUAUGAGAAGCACACCCCUCAGGAGCUUAGCUACUUCGACCACAACCUGGAGACAUGGCGCCAACUGUGGAGAGUCCUUGAAAUGUCAGACGUUGUCCUGCUGAUAACAGACAUCCGGCACCCGGUGUUACAUUUCUCCCCUGCCCUCUAUGACUAUGUGACUCAAGAACUAGGCAGAUCCUUGAUCCUCGUUCUCAAUAAGAUUGACCUGGCUCCCCCGUCGCUGGUUGUAGCUUGGAAGCAUUAUUUUCAGGAAAAGUUCCCACAAGUCCAUGUGGUCUGCUUCACCUCCUACCCAAGACAUCCUGACGAGGAGCAGGACCCCUCUGCAGUGUUUAAGAGGCGCCGGAAGAGGCGUCGGGUUUGGAACGCAGCCCUGGGCCCCAGUCAGCUCCUGCGAGCUUGUGAGAUCAUCACUGCUGGAAAAGUCGACCUGACGUCCUGGAGAGAGAAGAUCGAGAGAAACUCGGCUGCUCUGCUCAACGCCGCGGGAGUGGAAGACGACCACGAGGAGAAGGACGAUAACGAGACGGAUGUAGUUGUCGCCCAGCAGGUCACUGAUGCAGAACUGGGGGCACCCAGCAGAGAACGCUAUAAGGACGGGGUGCUGAGCAUCGGCUGUUUAGGGUUCCCAAAUGUGGGAAAGUCUUCUCUGAUCAAUGGGCUCGUCGGAAAAAAGAUCGUCAGUGUUUCCCGGACGCCGGGUCACACCAAAUACUUCCAGACGUAUUUCCUGACGCCCACAGUGCGCCUCUGCGACUGCCCCGGCCUCAUCUUCCCUUCUCUUAUAGAUAAGCAACAGCAGCUGCUUGCAGGGAUCUACCCCAUCGCUCAGAUUCAGGAGCCCUAUACUUCUGUAGGAUAUCUGUCCUGUCGAAUACCAGUUCCCAAGCUCCUUAAGCUUAACAAUCCAGAUGGAGGGGACAAGGGCUGGACCGCAUGGGGCAUCUGUGAAACCUGGGCAGAUAAACGCGGCUACAAGACUGCAAAAGCCUCCCGCAGUGACACGUACCGGGCCGCCAACAGUCUGUUGCGCCUUGCUGUGGACGGACGGCUUUGCCUGUGCAUGAGGCCACCUGGAUACUCCCAUCAGAAAGAAAUUUGGCAGAAACACCCGGAAACACUGGAAAUGGUUUCCCUUGUUCAGACACGAGGACAGUCCGAGAAUCGCUCCUCCUCGGCCGGAGAAGAAGAAGAGGAGAUCUCCAGCUCGGGGGAAGAAGAGGAAGAACGUGACCGAGAUGCUGAUGAGGAGGAAGAUGAAGAUGAAGACACUGCUGUGCCUCAGGCUAAGAAGGGGGUCAAAACUAAAACUGCUGAUGUCAACCCCUACGCGCUCCUCGGAGAAGACGAGUGUUGAGGAGCUUGGGCUGUGACAUUAGGAGGCCUGUCCUGGAGUAAAGGUGAGACUAUGGCCUUCCCCUGAUUCACUUACUGCACAGGAAUCUGCUUUCCAAGGAGAAGUCGACAUGUGCCCCUUGACUGUUCCCUGUACACUCCAUAGCAUUGCUCUGCUAUUUGACACCCUUCAGAACAACUACAACUCCCAGCAUGCUGAGGAGCCAUAUGUUGCAACCACUGCGCAAAGGUGUACAGAUUUAUGAAGGUUUUAUUGGGUCUUUUCAUUUGCAGCAGAGAUGGAUAAUUCACAUAUGAGCAUCUGAUACACAAGAUGAGGCCUCAUUAGGCCAGAUCUUCUUAAAGGGGCUCCAUUCGCCAUGUUCAAGUAAUAUUGUACAAUGUACUUAUUUUAAAGGGCAUCUGUCAGCAGCUUUGUACCUAUGACACUGGCUGACCUGU
Molecule: messenger RNA, 2517 nt
Organism: Bufo gargarizans (Asiatic toad)
Lineage: Eukaryota; Metazoa; Chordata; Amphibia; Anura; Bufonidae
Gene: GNL1
Product: G protein nucleolar 1 (putative)
Exons: 13
Coding region: 239-2077 (612 amino acids)
Molecular function (GO): GTPase activity; GTP binding
Source: RefSeq, a predicted model, not a curated record